This is a messenger RNA of Penicilliopsis zonata CBS 506.65, 1584 nucleotides long. RefSeq lists its product as hypothetical. Gene Ontology annotation, biological process: transmembrane transport; carbohydrate transport. The coding region runs from base 1 to 1584 and encodes 527 amino acids. Gene Ontology annotation, molecular function: carbohydrate:proton symporter activity. The transcript has 10 exons. Gene Ontology annotation, cellular component: membrane. Lineage: Eukaryota; Fungi; Ascomycota; Eurotiomycetes; Eurotiales; Aspergillaceae. The record is from RefSeq and is a predicted model, not a curated record.
AUGGCGCAAAAUAAACCAAACACGGAGAAUAUCGAGUCCAUCGAGAUGGACCCCCCAGACACCCAGCUCAAGGCCCCCAUCAUGCGGACCAAGGAAGAUGACCUCGGCGUGUGGCAGAGUGUCAAGCGGUACAAAUGGGUGUCGGUCCUGGCCAUGGUUGCCGCGUUCAGUGCCUCUCUAGACGGAUACCAAAUCAACUUGAAUGGCGGCAUCGUCGCUAAUAAGGGCUUCAUCCGUCAGAUGGCUGCUCCAGGCACAACCAUCAUCAACAGUAACUAUGUCUCUGCCUGGGGUGGCAUCCAAUCUGCAGGCCAAACCAUUGGACAAAUUCUGCUUCAAUUCGCCACUGAACGUUUGGGUCGGAAAGUAGCGUUUUACAUCCUGUCUAUUUUCCUAGUUGCAAGCAUCUUCGCCGAGUCGUUCGCCACAGCCUGGGAUCACUGGCUGGUGGCUAAACUGCUUUCUGGGAUGGGCGUCGGCAUGCUCCAGGCCACGCUGCCGUUCUACAUUUCGGAAAUCGCACCCACCCAGCUACGAGGGUUCUUGAUCAAUGCCUACACCUUCUGGUUUGUUCUCGGUCAGCUCUUUGCCUCGCUGGCUCUCAAUCGCCUCAACGCUCAGGAUCCCUACGACUUUCGCACCGCCAUCUAUACUCAGUGGGCGAUGGUUGGCAUCUCCAUCGUCAUUAUCAUUAUGAUCCCCGAGUCCCCGUGGUGGCUCGUCAGCAAAGAUAGACAGCCUCAGGCAGCCAAGAUCCUGCACACCUUCUAUGGCCACGUCGAAGGAUACGACAUCCAACAGACAAUUGACGCCAUGACCGCAACAGUGGCUGAAGAACGCCGGCUGGCGAGAGAAAACUCCCAGCAGGGCAUCUGGGCCAUUUUCCGCGGGCGAAACGGCGUGCGUUUCCUGAUUGCCGCCUGGCCCAAGAUCACACAGCAGUUUGUGGGCUUGUCGGUUUUUAACACUUAUGCCACCUAUUUCUUCCAAUACGCCGGCAGUAAUAACCCCUUCCUGGUGACGCUCAUCCUGUCCUGCACGCAGAUCAUCUCCAUGAUCUUCACCUCCUCCAUGACCGACAAGCUCGGCCGCCGCCCAUUGACCGUGUAUCCCUACGCGGUGACUGUUGUCUCUGUGCUGUGUCUGGGCAUCAUCGGGUGCUUCGAUUACACCGAAAAGGCAACCAGCUCGCUGCUCAUCUUCUUCGCCUGUCUCGCCACCUUUUCCACCACCGGCGCCUCCGCCAUCGGAUACGCGUAUGCAGCGGAGGUGCCGCGCCAGGCCCAGCGAGCCCAGACGGCCGGCUGGUCGCUGGCUUCCUCCAAUUUCCUGUCCAUCAUGUUCAGCUUCUGCACCCCGCUGAUGAUCAAUGGCAAUGCCCAGUGGGGGGUCAAAACGGGCUUCUUUUUCGCUGCCACUGGCUCCAUUGCGGUGGUGGUCGCCUGGUUCAUUCUACCUGAAGUCGCCCUGCGUACACCGGCAGAGAUUGAUGAGCUGUUUGAAAAGAGAGUCAACUUCCGCAAGUUCAAGGGUUAUGUUACAGAUGUUGAGAUCAAUGCCAGGGCUGGAUAUGUGGACUCUUAG